AUGCCAUGCCUGAAUAUGCGACUUUUUGAUUUUAUUGUCGAAUGCAAGAAAGCACAACCAAAAGAGGUGAUGUUGCCGGCCAACCUCGCCAAGACACGUGCCGCCGGUCGUGGCGCUUACGGUGAGUUGCUCGUGCUGAAUCCGGCGGCAGCAGCCGCGGCUGCCGCCACAUCUGCCGUAUCCGCACUCCGCUACGCCCCGUAUCCUUUGCCGCAUGGUGUGGCAACGUUGCCCGCUGCUACGGUUCACCACGCGCCAUCGGCAACAUUGCCGUUGGCGGCUAUAGCCGUAGCUCCGGCGACUACGCCUCUGCACUACGCGACACACACGCUCUACGAUGUGACCGGGUGUUUCCCAGCCGCCGCUUACGCAGCAUAUGCGGCCGGGCGUGGGUACUCGGGCUACCCUAGUUUCGGACUGCCCUAUCCCACAGUCAUGAACAAUUACCAAGCUGCUGCUGCAGCCCAGGGCUUUGGUCCGCCAGCAUCUCCUCAUGCAGCUGCCGCUGCAGCUGCCCAGGGAGCUCAACGGGCGUUCCCAGCUGCAUCUAGCCCAGGUCCAGCUUUGGACAUGUACAACAGCAGCGGCGCUGGUCCUGGCGAUAGCGUUGGCUACGUACAGGCUGCCAGUCCCCAGCCGUCCAGCUUUCCGGCUAUCGCCGUCAGUCGGGCGCCACUAAACUACAGUCCGGUGAGUCUUAAAGUGGAAAAUCUCCGGCUGAAAAUGCUAGGAAGAAGAAUGAGAAUUCCACUGGAUUUGUUACUUCCUCCAAAAAAUACCCAGAUUAAUAAAAUUUCAAACAAAUUUAAAGAAAAAAAUUUGAUUUAUGCUAAAAUUUACAAAAAUAACAAGUUCCGGAUUCCUGCAAAAAUCAUAGAACUAGUUGGCAAUGUGAUAUGCCAUACUAAUCAAAUUAAAAGAAGAUAUGUUAAAGAACCAAAUCAAAGUUUUCCGAUCCCAUUACAUUUUUUAAUAGAAGAGUUCAAUUUGCAAGACAACGUAGAACAAAGCUCAGAUCAGUGUUUCGAUGAAGAAGUUAUCAUUGAAAAUAUACCAGAUAAUAACAAUUCAAUAGAAUUCACAACAGAUAAUACAAAUACUGAGGAAAUGAUCGACUGUCAAGAACAUAGUGCAAAUACUGUUAGUUCUAAUAAAGCUGUUCUGAAGGAAUAUAAUUCAGAUAGUGAAGUUAGAAGAUCAGGAAGGUUAAGAAGAAGACCUUCGUAUUUAAAAGAUUUUAUUUAA
Molecule: messenger RNA, 1245 nt
Organism: Ceutorhynchus assimilis (cabbage seed weevil)
Lineage: Eukaryota; Metazoa; Arthropoda; Insecta; Coleoptera; Curculionidae
Source: the annotation of a GenBank genome assembly